AUGGAAAAAAAGCAAAGAGAAAAAUAAGAAUAAGAAUUCAAAAAAGAAAUGGAAUUUAUGGCUAAUAAACCCGAGUUUACUAUGUAAGAUUACAAAUAGAGAAUAUUAGAUUAAUUAGUGAAGUUAAAAAAAGGUUUGAAAGCGAAAUUUAUGUCAGGAACUGAAGAAACAGAAGCUGGUUUAUUAAAAUAAAAAACUAUUUUGAACGCAUUUUAUGAUGAUGAGCUUUUAGAUUUUAAAAAAAUUAAAUUUUAUGAAAAAAGAGAAAUUGCCGCCGUGACUUAAUGCACAAUUGAAGAAAAAAAGGAAUCACUUUGCCAGAAAAUUAAGAUGAAUUUAACCAUAGAUUUAGAUAGGAAAGAUAUAUUCCGUACGAAAUGA
This is a messenger RNA of Ichthyophthirius multifiliis, 381 nucleotides long. RefSeq lists its product as hypothetical. The record is from RefSeq and is a predicted model, not a curated record. The transcript is spliced from 2 exons. Lineage: Eukaryota; Ciliophora; Oligohymenophorea; Hymenostomatida.